Molecule: messenger RNA, 638 nt
Organism: Daphnia carinata
Lineage: Eukaryota; Metazoa; Arthropoda; Branchiopoda; Diplostraca; Daphniidae
Gene: Atg12
Product: autophagy protein 12-like
Exons: 3
Coding region: 103-519 (138 amino acids)
Biological process (GO): autophagosome assembly; autophagy of mitochondrion; nucleophagy
Cellular component (GO): phagophore assembly site membrane; cytoplasm; Atg12-Atg5-Atg16 complex
Source: RefSeq, a predicted model, not a curated record
UUAUUCUGUCGACUGCUAUCAUGGUUUGUGUUUAUGUCGUCUCCAGUUGUAUCAUUUACUAGUCACCCCUCAGCCCCAAAGUUCGUGCUUUGAUUGUGAACGAUGGAUAAUAAUCCAGUUACUGAAACACUCCCGGAUUCGUCAAAUGCGGAAGAUAAUGAACCAAAUGUAGAAAUGCCUUCGCAUACAGACGAAAGUUUACCGGCUAUCCUCAGCAGCGCACCUGCCACUCCGAAAGCAGAUAAUAAAACACCUAAAAUUACCGUGGUGCUCUGUCCAGUUGGUGGAGCUCCAAUUAUGAGGCAAAGGAAGUGGGAAGUUGAUUGCACUCAGACAAUUGGAUUUAUUGCUUCCUUUAUCAGAAAGAAACUUACACUCCAGAAAUCUGAUUCUCUUUUCUUUUACGUCAACCAGUCCUUCGCACCUGCUCUCGACCAAUCAGUCCAGAAUCUUUUCGACUGCUUCGGCUCUGAUGGCAAAUUGAUCUUGGCUUACUGCAGAACGCAAGCUUGGGGCUGAGGACAAAAUUAUGAAUCAAAUAGAGGAUUCUCAACAGACAAUAUGAUUUUUCUUGUAUUUAAUGACCAUUUUUUAUUCACUUAAAAAUCCAAGAACAUAAUAAAUAACCGUUCAGUCUU